Cheilinus undulatus (humphead wrasse) is the source of this 3767-nucleotide messenger RNA. Its product is annotated as beta-galactosidase-1-like protein 2. Gene Ontology annotation, molecular function: beta-galactosidase activity. Gene Ontology annotation, cellular component: vacuole. Lineage: Eukaryota; Metazoa; Chordata; Actinopteri; Labriformes; Labridae. Gene Ontology annotation, biological process: carbohydrate metabolic process. The transcript is spliced from 19 exons. The coding region runs from base 43 to 1965 and encodes 640 amino acids. The record is from RefSeq and is a predicted model, not a curated record.
GAUAGAUCCGUGCAGAUCUGCAGCUGGAGCCGUGACGUUUAAAUGGACAAGACAGUAGGCUUUGGUGUUCGCCUGACACUGAGACAAAGAUAUUUUCUGCUCAUUGUCAUCGGAGCUCUCAUCACUUACCAUUUAUCAAGGAAUCGUCUUCAAUCGGGAAGAAGAAUGCUUCGUGGAGAGGGUCUGAUGGCAAACUCCUCUCAGUUCACUCUAGGGGGAAAGCCCUUCCGCAUCCUGGGUGGCUCCAUACAUUACUUCCGCGUCCCCAGAGCCUACUGGGAGGACCGUCUGCUGAAGAUGAAGGCCUGUGGUCUCAACACGCUCACAACGUAUGUGCCAUGGAACCUACAUGAGCCUGAGCGAGGGGUGUUCAACUUUGAAGACCAACUGGAUUUAGAAGCCUACCUCAGCCUGGCAGCCAAACUGGGCCUGUGGGUGAUCCUGCGUCCAGGACCGUACAUCUGUGCUGAGUGGGAUUUAGGCGGUCUACCCAGUUGGCUAUUGCGGGAUCCAAACAUGAAACUGAGGACGACCUAUCCUGGAUAUACAGAGGCAGUCAACUCCUUCUUUAAUCAGCUCAUUAAGAGAGUUGUCUCUCAUCAGUUCUCCAAGGGUGGCCCGAUUAUUGCAGUUCAAGUGGAGAAUGAGUAUGGUGCCUAUGCUAAAGAUACAGAGUACAUGCCUUUCAUGAAAGAGGCGUUAGUGUCGAGGGGCAUCACAGAGCUUCUGCUGACCUCAGACAACACCGAUGGACUAAAGCAUGGAGGAGUGAAAGGAGCUUUAGAAACACUAAAUUUCCAGAAAUUUGACUUGGAGACGAUAAAGUAUCUUGAUAUCAUGCAGCCGCAGAGGCCAAAGAUGGUGAUGGAGUACUGGUCUGGCUGGUUUGAUGUCUGGGGGGGCCUUCAUCAUGUCUACACUGCUGAAGAGAUGUUGUCUGUGGUCACAAAAAUCCUGCAGCUGGACAUGUCAAUCAACCUCUACAUGUUUCACGGAGGGACAAACUUUGGCUUCAUGAGUGGGGCGUUUGGUCAUGAAUUACUUGCACCUAAACCGAUGGUGACGAGCUAUGAUUACGAUGCUCCAUUAUCCGAGGCUGGGGAUUACACCAACAAGUACCAUCUUCUGAGGAAUUUAUUCAGCCUCUACCACACCCAGCCUCUGACUGACAUGCCCUAUCCCACGGAGAAGAGAGCCUACCAGCCUGUUGUCAUUGAGCAGCACUUAUCUCUGUGGGACUGUCUGCAUUUCACUGAAAAGCCUUUUAAAUCAGAAAAGCCUGUGAACAUGGAGAACCUCCCAGUCAACAAUAACAACGGUCAGUCCUACGGCUACACGCUGUAUGAAACCACCAUCACCCGUGCAGGAACUCUCCGAUCAAACAACAAUGUCAGAGACAGAGCGCUGGUUUUUGUGGACAAAUAUUUUAUUGGUGUUCUGGAUUAUAAGACUCAAGAACUUGCACUCCCUGAAGGAAAGGCUCACAGAACGCUGAGUUUACUGGUUGAAAACUGUGGAAGAGUGAACUACGGGACAACCCUGGAUGAGCAACACAAAGGGCUUGUUGGAGAUAUCCAGUUGAACAAGCAUAUCCUCCGAGACUUCAUUAUUCACAGUCUGAGUUUGAAGCCAGGCUUUGUAAACAGGCUGGAGUCUUCAAAUCACUGGAUGCCAAUGCGUCAGCGACCGUCCUUCCCUGGUUUUUUCCAGGCCAAACUUUAUGUAAACAUGUUUCCUAAAGACACCUUCAUCAAGCUCCCUGGCUGGGGUAAAGGUGUAGUCUUCAUCAACGGACAUAAUCUGGGGCGAUACUGGUCCAUCGGUCCUCAGCAAACUCUGUACGUCCCGGGAACCUGGCUGCAGAGGGGGUACAACCAGAUCAUAGUGUUUGAAGAGCAGGAAAUGGAUGGCAAGAUCCAGUUUGCCAGCAAACCUGACUAUGGCAUGGCAGUCGACGUCCAUUAAGGUGAACGAUGAGGACGGACGAGGAGAGGAGGAUGAUGGGAGAGAAACAGGAGUGCAUCACUCAGGCGAUGAGCGUCAUCUUCUCAGGAAUCAACAUCGUUAAUAAUGUUGUGUUUAGUAAAUGUGCCGUGAAGUCUAAACUGCACAGUUGGGGGCCAAGAAACUAUUACUGAUCAUGAUCUGAUAAAGUUUACUAAAAUCUCUCCCCCUUGCUGGGUGGGUUUAUGGAUUCCAACAGAGAAAAUGCGAUAAUUAAAGGCUGCUGCAACCUCUGUGUCUGUAUCCAAAGCCAAAUCUUCUUAUUUAUCCUGCAAAUCCGGAUCUAUUUAUUGUGACAGUCGUUUCUUAUGAUCUGUCUGAUGCUGUGAGCUCUGGCACAGCGGGUGGAAUAACAGGCUGUGAUUGAAGAAUUUCCCUCUGAACACUCAUCCGUCCUAUUAAGUGCUUACCAGGCAGGUUAUCUAUUAAAGUUUAUCUAAUUGAGUGAAAAAGGACAUGAGUAAACCAGUGCAUGCACUUCAACAAAAUAAUAAUCAUAGUUUCAUGAGGAGAAAUUAUUUAUUUGAUGGCUGCCGUUUUUGUUCAUUCAGUUAUGUUACACUUUCAUUAAAUGAAUCUCACAGGUGGUGUUUUAUCCCCCGCCCACACAAACAAAUAUAUACUCAUCCACUAUACACAAGCACAGACAAAUACAAAGCAAAAACCACACCCACACACUCACAGACGCACAAAUACACUCACAGACACAACAGUGCAGAUUAAGGGGGUUCCUGGAAGCUGGGUCAUUUUACAGAUCCACUCAGUCUACAGAGAUUCAUAAAUCCUGCUCCGUGUACAGCUCAGUUGUUGGUGCUGUCCUCCAACAUUGUCCUUUCAGUACUCAAGCAAUAUUUCAUCAGUGUUUUCCUAUUCUGAAGUGUACAUGCUUCUCUUUUUCCAGAUUUGCAAAACAAGGUAAUUUCUAAAAUUGAAAUUGAAUUUGCCAUUGAGCUGGAAACUGAAAAAGUAAAAUCACUAAUAACAACCUCCACUUUACAUGUUUUUAGAUCUUUUUACAGCUGUUUUUCUUUAAUUUGGCUCAAUACCAAAAGAGAUUAUAAAGAGCUCAUUCUGAGAGUAACAUUUCAAGCAUCUGUCUGAAGAACUGGAGUUUAAAUCAUGAAUUCUGUCUUUACUAAGGCCACCAAAAUAACAUUUGGAUUCAUCAGAAAUAACACAUACAAAAAUUUGACACAGAAUUAAAGCACUAUAAUAUCAAACGUCACUGUUCAUACAACUGUCAAUGUUAACUUGAUGAACACACAAGCCAAAUAUUUCAUAACCUGACACGUAAGAUUGACUGUUUCAUAUCUCCACUGCAUGGAUAUAUUUCACAUUCAUCUGGGAAAGCUCCCAUAGAAAUCAUUUGUGAUGGGCAGGGCUUUUCAAAAAUUCUCAUAAAAUGAUUGGAUGAAAAUUCUGUCACAUUCAUGACGGCCAAUCAGUGAUGAGACAAUAUGACGUUGUAUGCAUGUGCUACUCUUGAGCUGAUAGGCUACUGCUGCUGUAGAAUUUUAUUGGCAGAGCGUCGCUGUAAAUGAAAUUGAUGCCAAGGCCGGACAUGCAAAAACAUCCUCUCUGCCAAGACAAGCUUUGGGUGUGGCUCUUUGAAAAGAAAUGUUGUCCAGUUCAGAUUAAGCUGCCGCUUUUCCACAGCUACAUCUAUGCUACAUUAUAGCUACCGCAGCCACAGCCAUGAGAUUUACUGGAAAACCCCACCGGUAAUGAUAGUAAACUCAUGCGGAACUCCUCACUCCAGCAGC